Varanus komodoensis (Komodo dragon) is the source of this 204-nucleotide messenger RNA. Its product is annotated as gallinacin-10-like. Gene Ontology annotation, biological process: defense response to Gram-positive bacterium; innate immune response in mucosa; defense response to Gram-negative bacterium. The transcript is spliced from 2 exons. NCBI's taxonomy places the organism in Eukaryota, Metazoa, Chordata, Lepidosauria, Squamata, Varanidae. The record is from RefSeq and is a predicted model, not a curated record. Bases 1 to 204 code for a protein of 67 amino acids. Gene Ontology annotation, molecular function: CCR6 chemokine receptor binding.
AUGAGAUUUCUCUAUUUCUUCGUGGCAGUUGUCGUCCUCCUCUUCCAGAUUUGCCCAGGUUAUGGUUUGGUUCCUGCUGGUUUAUCCGAUACCAUAAAAUGCCGGACUACACCACGCAGCUUCUGCAAAGCUGUGGUAUGCCCACCUACUUUUGAACCAACUGGGACUUGCUUCGGAGGAUCAAUGCAUUGCUGUUCAAAGUAA